AAUUAGCAGCUGUCGGAAUCUCCCUGCCUCCUGCAAUUUCUUUGCGCUGCAUCUCCUCAUGCUCUCCGAGUGUUUCAUCGCGUCGACGCUGGCGUCCAGCAAAGCGCCAGCGUCUGCGAGCCUCCGAGAUGUGGGUGUCUGCGUGCACGAAUUCCAGCCUACGUUGAACCUGCGCUCCACCUUCAAGAAGAGCUCGACGGCCGCCAAUUGCCUGGCCGUGAGCCCGUCGCAUGUCUUCGCUGCGCAGUCCGAAAAAGCCAUCGUGCAUGUGUAUAGCCGAGAGAAAGGCAACCAGGAAGCGACCGUGCCUUUCCCGGAGCGCAUCCGCAGCAUUGCCGUCGCGGGGGGGAAGAAUGGCGAUGUCCUGGUUUUGGGAACCGAAGGUGGACGGUUGAUUCUCUGGGAGACAUGCACCGGCCGACAAGUGGCUACGACAGCGUCGCAUCUGCGGCCAGUGACCGCUCUCGUGGUCGAUCCCAAUUCCAACUUCAUCCUGUCGGGCUCGUCCGAUGCCAGCGUCCAUGUCUGGUCGCUGGUGGAUCUCUUGUCCUUCACGAAACCCCCAUCUGGCCGUGAUCGUCAGCCCCCGAACUCUCCCAUCCGUACCUUCUCCAACCACCGCGCCGCCAUCACCUCGAUCGCUGUGGGCCACAGCGCUGGCCGAUACAACAUUGCCGUGUCUGCUGCUCAGGAUAACACAGCCAUUGCCUGGGAUUAUCACACCGGUCGCGUCUUGCGCACCUUCCUGUUGCCUUCCAGCGCGAUCUCUCUCGCGCUUGACCCGGCUGACCGCGCCUUCUACGUUGGCUACGAAGAUGGAAGCAUUCAGUCGAUUGACUUUUACAAGAACCAGUCCAUCCAGCACCCUCUUCACGACCCCUCGCUUCAGUCCACUCCUUCGCAGCCACCAGCAGAAGACCGGUGGACACCGCCGUCUACUGACUGCGGCGCAGCCCAUGCGCUCACUCUCUCCUACGAUGGCAUGACACUGCUGUCUGGCCACCAGAAUGGCAAGGUCCUGUCAUGGGCCGUUGGAAGGAAGAAGUACGCUUCAACCGCGGCCGACUACACGCACCCCGUUACGAACCUGUUCAUGCUCCCUCCUAACGGCAUCCCUCACCCUUCCCUCGACCUCAAGCGGGUGGCACACACCAUCAUCAAGCCCCGUUAUGACCACACCCUGUCCGAAUCCUCUCAAGCGGCCGGCACCGUCCCCGCCGAUUACACCUUCAGCACUCAUCUUCUCCCCUCCAUCUCCAACUCAGACACCGCCAAAACCGACGAAUUUACCGCCGCCUUUUCCCACGCCUACUUUCCCGAAUCGAUGCUUGAAGAAGGUCUCGCUGAACUAGCCGCCUUCGAUCAGUCCGGCAGCAACGGAGCGUCAGUCUCAUCGAUAGGACGUGGCAUAAGCGAUGAAGAACUGGCAGCCAAGGAUUCUCAAAUAUCCCAACUGGAGGAGCAACUCGCCAUGUUGAAGAAAAAAUCCUCCAUCAACGAGACGGCCCGCCAAUCCACGACCGAGGAAGUGACUCAGCUCCGCUCCGACCUCGCCAACCUCCACGACUACGUCAACGAGCUGCACGAAAAGCAAGCACAAGCCCAAAGGGAGAAGGUCCUCCGCCAAGCUCGCAAAGAGGAGCGCGAAACCCGCCGCCGGGAAGCCUGGUUUGCGGCCGAGAAGAAGGGCAAGAAGGGCGAUGCAGUUCUGCGCAAGAUGGACGCCGAGGAUACGGUUAUGACGAGCGAUACGGAUGACCAGAGCAGUGAUGAUCAGUAGGGUGUUUCUCCCUCUACCGAAUUCACCCCCUUCCGCCCAACAAUCUAUAAAACGAGAUCUACGGUAUUAUCAUUCACCAUCUCAUAUUCACGAUUGACUCUGCAUCGGACUUGGAUAUUUCCUACAUCAUCUGGCAGGCGCAACGGUCAAAAAGUCCCAUUUAGUAGACAGAUCACCUAUUUUCUACACUACCUGCCCUACCCUACCUUACACUACACUUGGUUAGACACGGAGCAUUGUAUAUAAAUAAUACACAAAAGUUC
Molecule: messenger RNA, 2043 nt
Organism: Aspergillus ibericus CBS 121593
Lineage: Eukaryota; Fungi; Ascomycota; Eurotiomycetes; Eurotiales; Aspergillaceae
Product: putative ribosomal assembly complex component Ipi3
Exons: 2
Coding region: 59-1780 (573 amino acids)
Biological process (GO): DNA-templated DNA replication; rRNA processing
Cellular component (GO): nuclear pre-replicative complex
Molecular function (GO): protein binding
Source: RefSeq, a predicted model, not a curated record